UUGAACUUUUCAACUUACUAGAGGUUGCAGAAUCGUCUACACUCUUCAGCUUUGGAUGUAUGGGCUGAGGCCUUGGGUAAACAUGCCAGUGAAUGAGAAAUCACCCCAGAGAUGUCCUGCCUUGAUUCCAGAAGAACCUGGCAGAUCAGUUGAGGGAUCUGUGUCCUUCGAAGAUGUAGCUGUGGAUUUCACCCAACAAGAGUGGUACAGACUGGACUCUACCCAGAGGAACAUGCACAAGGAUGUGAUGCUGGAGACUUACAGUCACCUGGCAUCUGUGGCUCAGGAAGAGUCACCUUCCUCCUCCUCCUCCAUCAGAUGCUCUAAAGCUCAAACUUCUUGGCCCAUGUCCUGUGCCAUUUCCCAUUAACAGGCCUCUGCGUGGCCAAACCAGACAUGAUUUUCAAGUUAGAGCGGGGAGAAGAACUCUGGGUAUUAGAAGAGGAAUCCUCAGACCAUGAUUACUCAGGUCUCACUGUUCAGCCCAAGUUGUCCUGAAACUCAUGAUCCUUCUGCUUCAGUCUCCCAAUUACUGGGAAUACUGGUGUGUAUUACUGUGUCUAGCUGCAAAUGAUAGCAUUAUAAAGACUGUGUUAAAUACUUUAUAUUGUGACAGGGAAGCAUUUGGGGAUUUUACAUGAAUGAGUGACAUACUUGUUGCUUUUAAAGGACCUCUGUCUCUGCUAUGUGGCAACAGUUCAGUUGGGGGUGAUGCCCUCGUGCUGGAGAACAAUGUUUAUCAGUAUCAGAGUAUUCAAUGUGGGGAAGACUUCCAUGAGGAAACAGACUUUGUUCAGCAUAAAAGCACUCAUACCAGAGAUAAAAGCUUUGAAUGUCAUGAGUGUGGAAAGGUGUACUGCAGAAAAUCUAACCUCGUUGAACACCUGAGAACACAUACGGGGGAGAGGCCCUAUGAGUGUGGCGAAUGUCCAAAGACAUUCAGUGCAAGAUCAUACCUCAUUGCCCAUCAGAAAACUCACACGGGAGAGAAGCCCUUUGGAUGUCAUGAAUGUGGGAAAUCUUUUGGCAGGAAGUCACAACUCAUUCUACAUCGCAGAACACACACAGGAGAGAGGCCCUAUGAAUGUCCUGAAUGUGGGAAAACCUUUUCUGAGAAGGCGACCCUCACAAUCCACCAGAGAACCCACACUGGUGAGAGGCCUUAUAAAUGCAAUGAAUGUCAGAAGACAUUUCGGGUCAAGAUAUCGCUCACCCAGCACCUGAGAACUCACACGGGGGAGAAACCCUAUGAAUGUGGGGAGUGUGGGAGAAACUUUACAGCGAAGAAAUCCCUAAACCAACAUCAAAGAAUUCACACAGGUGAGAAACCCUAUGAGUGUGGAGACUGUGGGAAAUUCUUCCGAAUGAAAAUGACUCUCAAUAAUCAUCAGAGAACCCACACAGGUGAAAAGCCCUAUCAUUGUAAUGAAUGUGGGAAGGCCUUUAGGGUACAGUCAUCUCUGGGAAUCCAUCAGAGAAUCCAUACCGGAGAGAAGCCCUAUGAAUGUAAUGACUGUGGAAAUGCUUUCUAUGUGAAAGCUCGUCUCAUUGAGCAUCAGCGUAUUCAUUCAGGAGAGAAACCCUAUGAGUGUAGUGACUGUGGGAAGAUCUUUAGCAUGAAGAAAUCCCUUCGUCAACAUAAGAGAACUCACACUGGUGAGAAGCCUUAUGAAUGCAGUGAGUGUGGAAAUGCCUUUUGUGUGAAAGUGCGCCUCAUUGAGCAUCAGCGAAUUCACACAGGAGAGAGGCCUUUUGAGUGUCAGGAAUGUGGAAAGGGUUUCUGUCGUAAAGCCCACCUCACAGAGCACCAGAGAACUCACUUGGGCCGAUCCUUGCUUUGUGCAUUGGAGAAAGCUUCUCCCUGAAGAGUCCCUCAUUCCCUGUACUGGUUCAAGCCCACAGGGGCAUCUAAUCAAGCAAAACUUGCAAAGCAUACUUGCCACUGUGCGGUACUUAGACUAGUAUAAAAAUGUGUCUGAUCCCUUUAGGGAAUUGCUCAUUAUUUCUUGGCUUUGAGGGGGAACACUUUGUAGCCCAGGCUGGCAUUGAACUUUUGCCAUAGUCUUCUGAGUGCUUCAACAGCAGGUGGGCAAACAGUCUGUGACUUGUUUCAUUUGUAUUUUUCCAUUUAGUGGUGAAGUUGAACAUAUUGUGUAUGAAUUUUUUUAUCUGCACUGAUUGCUCAUAUCCUUUGCUCACUGUUUCCUAAUGAGAACUUUAUCUUGUACUGUCUGGUUUAAAUGUUGGUGGUGCUAUUAUUUAACAUGUAAGCAUAUAAAGUCCUUCAUUCAUGUGUUAAAACAUCUUCUCUCAAACUGUGCUCAGCUAGGUUUUCAGUUUUGUUAACUCUUUUCUUGUGCUAAAGUUUUAUGUUUCAGUUAUUGUCUGUUUUAAGGUGAUAAUAUUUAUGUAUACUUACUCAAAAGUGAAGAUUAUUCAUAAACAUUUUGAAUUUAAAUCUACUGUGAGAUGUUUUGGUGUAGUAUGGAGCCUGCAAUGUAUAAUAAAUACUAUAUUGUCUUGUUAA
This is a messenger RNA of Cricetulus griseus (Chinese hamster), 2527 nucleotides long. NCBI's taxonomy places the organism in Eukaryota, Metazoa, Chordata, Mammalia, Rodentia, Cricetidae. The record is from RefSeq and is a predicted model, not a curated record.